UUCUCCUCCCACUUGUACAAAAAUAGCCACGGGGCUUCUCCCCAGUGGAGGACAGCAACAAACAUUGGCCAUAAGUUGGUAAACACAGAGUGGAUUUGGGUUGGUCGAAAGCUCGGCUCCGUGUGUCGUUUGCUGCGCCAGCGGACGUGACAGGCUGCCGGUUGGGGCAGUUGUGGCCCUGCAGCCGGCUGAGCCAUGGGGAACGAGGGCAGCACAACUGAAGCGUUGCCAGAAGAGGGCGCUCCAGAAAAUGUUCUUCUGUUUCCACCCCAGGAAAAUCGAAAUGAGUCACUACAGGUCGAAGCUCCUGCUGAGAGUUUGACUUGGAGGGACGACCGAGCGCUUCUGACCGACGGCUCGCCCGGCCGCCAGAGUCUGCUGUCCGAACCGGUGCUCCCAGACAUCGCGGUCAUCACCGGAGUGGAGGAGAGCACACGUGAGUCCGGAGACGCGGAUGAGCUCGAGUUUCCACACGACCUGCUGCCCAGCCUCGACUUCAGCAGCGAGUUCCACAUCUGGGAGUCCUCGUUGGGCAGAGCUCAGACUAGCUCAGGUGAGAGGAAAUGUGAGCAGGGGAACCCCCUGCUGGCAGGCCCGCAGCACCACAUGGACAGUCGACCACCGGGGGCUAUAGAUGCAAGGCCUCAUGACAGCGACCCAGUUUUCCCAGAUGCUCAGCCUCAGCCUGCUGCCACACCUUACCAGGUGGCCCAAACCGUGACCCCUCCCGUAUCCCUGCUCCUCGACCAGGAGCUCCGAGAGGCCUUCCAGCAAUGUGAAGAACAAAUGGCCUCACUGGGCAUAUUUAAUCCCACAGAGCCUCCAAGCACCACGUCUCAGAUGCUUCAUGUAGACAGGAAAACUGGAGAAGGGGUGGUUAAUAAAUCCAUUGAGUCAUCGCCACCUCCUCCAAUCGUUAUCCAGCAGGGACAUAGCAACGGGGUCCAUGGAAACAAGAGUACACACGGAGACAGUGAGGCAGCAAAGAGUCAGGCGGAUACAGUUGUGUUUAGUUUCAGGGAUUACAUAUUGGGCACUGAGAGUAGUGCUACGGCAGCAAAGAAAGAGAGUGAAAUAAAAGCAAAACAGAGUCUGCAUGAACGUCCAGAGAUGAAGACGGACAAAGAAAUAAAGAUGGUGGAGCAGAAGGAAACACCCACGCAAACACAAUUAGAAAUAACUAAAGAUGUAUUUAAAGAAACUGACAGUUGUAUUCCUCUCUCCGAGCACAGAGACAAUUUUAGAGAGGAGCGAGUCAACUCUUAUGCAGCCGUUGAGGAACAUUGCACUCUGGAUUGUAAUACAGUGAUUAAGGAGGAAGGUACAGAGGCAAUCACAGAGACUGUAGAUACCAAGGAAGACAAUUGCGCUGAUGAAUCCAGUAAUUGCAUUUUUGAAAAAGAAGAGACGGAUGAUUUAGUUAAUGAAGGCAGUAAAGAUGCUUUCACAGAGACAACAACACGAGCAAACAAUUACAGUGAAGAGGAUCAGCAGUCAAACACAGACAAACGGAUGAAUUUGUGUGACAAACAUGUCGGGCAAGACAGCAAGGUGAAGAAGAAAGCAAAAAAGAAACAAAGGAAAAAAAAAAAAGUGGAAGAGAAGCACGCUGAGACUGAACAUAAAGCACAAACUCUAGUACAACCUGAAAAAGAUUUCAAGGACGUAUCUCUCAAGAAUGCAGGAAAUCACAAAGGUUCAAAUGCAAAUAUCAAACCCGGGACACAGGCAGAUGGUCAGACUGUGAUUUGUGGGGAGCAGCCUGAUAAUGGGUGUGACUCCAAGCAACAGCUGAGUCCCGGGGGAAGCCCCAGCCCCCCACGAUCCUCCCCUCACAGCAGGCAGGAUCAUCUUACUGACUCGAUCUGUUCACCUGUGUCCAACCAGGCUUUUUCACAUAGCCCCCAUCAGUCAGAUAAACACAACCCCACGGAUGCCCCAUGUGGCAUUAAUCACAGCUCAGACGAAAGCCUGCAUGUAACCGAAUGUGUCAUUGAUAACCAAAAUACACCAGGGACUCGUGUCCAAGUUAUCAAUGCAUCUGUUCAUCCUGAAAAGAGAUCAUACCCACAAACCACUGAGGCUAAAGUUACCUCCGAGGCAGCGAUACUCUCACAUGAGAGUCACGGCCCACUCUCAAACACCCAAACUUGUGUGGGAGCGAGCGGUGUGGAGAGUGCCCUUGAAGAGGCUUUAGUAGUCGUUGCUGCGUUGCCACUGGCAACACCCGCGAUGCCAGAAGUGAUAGAAAGCAAGGGAGAGGGAGAAAGCGAGAGGCGUGAUUCACUGGAGAGAGUGGCUACUGUAGCAAUCGCAGAGAGGGAGAAAGCAGUAGGAGACAAAGAUCUGGUAGGAGGAGUAGAGAAAUGCCCCGGAGAGAAAGAAGGACUCCUGGACAGCCUUCCUCCGCUCGCAUUAAUCUGUUCACAGGGCGAAGAGGCAGAGGCUGCGUUUAAGGAAAGCCGCAGCGUCAAAAUGCCACACAGCUCGACUGACACUGAAAUGAAGGGAGCGAGAGGGACGAGCGCUCGCAGUCCAGAUACGGAGAUGCCAGCAGAGGAGGGAGACGGAGCAAAGGAGGCUCCCCUGUUAGCCGCCUUUAGCGAUACUCCUCCCUUUGGGCUACUCGCUGGUCCUGAUUGUCUGGAUGACAGAGCUGCGCGAUCGGAGGGAGGAGGAGGAGGAGGAGGAGGAGGAGGAGGAGGAGGAGGAGAGGAUGUGGGAAGGAAAGCCGGACUGACCAAAGUGCACAGUCUAUUCAGCCAGCCAGAAGGCUCCGCUAGCGGGGUGUCAUCAGCUGAGACUGAGUCGCGUCCGCCCACUAAUGUUGCCGAGUCACAGCUGAGGUCACAGAGCUGGAGUGAGCCGAUUGCUGCCAUCUCUGGGACCUUCUGCACUGAACAGGAUCGUCUCCCUCACCGCAGCCGGGAGCAGCACGCAGCAGCAGCAAUUUUACCUCUCCUCCCUCAUUCUGAACUGAGCUCCGGCGACACAAACAGAGGGGAUCGGGCCGAUCUCGGAAAUGAUUUGACUGCAGAGGAUGCCCCGUCUUUGGGACGCACUUGUGAAAAGUCAUCCACCAAAGAGGCAGAGAGUAACUACAGCCGAGUUGUCCUGCCUCUACUUUCACCUCAGGUCCAGCCUGAGAGUAGCACAACAGAAACCGGGACAGCUGAAAGUGCUGCUGAGUUCCAAGCUCAAGCCCGGAACCAGAGCAAAAGAGGAGCCAUGUCGGUUCUGGGUGGGCACGUAGGUGACAGCAGUAGAGGCACCAGUAGAGGCAACAACAGAGUUCACUUUGCAGACUCGGUGAAACAAGAAGGCGGUUCCUCUGUGGUUCUAGGGCCCAUGGCGGUGUCGACUAUGGACUGCGCCUCUCUGCCUCCCCUGACUGUACAUGAGAGCUUGCACUAUCCCGUCGUCGAGGCCAGCUACACCUUCCCGGACUUCCUUCGCUUGAAGAAGUCAGAAAUCGCCGCGGAUGGACUAGCAACGCGGCGCUCGGCCGACUUUCCAAAGCCACAGAAAGAUGUCCUUUUGGAUGAAGGAGGUAAAGGGACUAAACACACCGGGGAGAAGAUUAACGUGGAUCCAGUGGAUAAUGAAAACUUAAAGACAAACUCUGUGGAUUUAAAGUCGGUGGACACAAUCUGCUCAAAACAGCACCCAAGUGCAACCGAGAGGAGUCAGACUGAGGACCUUUCACAACGAGUAGAAAGAUCCACCUCUGAUGCCGAUAAUUCAACAGUUGAAAAGGUGUCAGCAAAGGGGACAAAGAACCCAAAGGGGGACACAGAGAAGGGAGCCUUUAAUCCGGGUUUGUUGACUGCGAAAAAGGUAAAUAAUUUACAUGCUGAGUCUCAGGAAUCCCCUUUAGUCAGUGAUGAAGGUAACCGACAUCCUCUAUCCUCAUGUUCUUUGUAUCCAGCUGACGAUGUUACCCGCCAGCCUUUAAGCGAUGUCUCUGCUGACUUACCUGGUGAGCAGCUCUCUACUGACCUUGUGACCUGUUCAGAUACUGAAACUGUGUUCAUGAUCCGCACAGCAUCUCCUCAGACAAAGCCCAAGGACCCAAAUGAUCAGCCUCCCACCCAAUUGGAUCAAACACCUCCUCGUGAACAGGUUGCCAUGGAUGCCAUGGAGAUCAAAAGUCACUCUUAUGAUCUGACGACGGAGGAAUCAGUGACUUCAGAGGAAGUGACAGUCUGUGCUCUGUCAAUUCCUGUUAUAGAGCAAUGUUCCAGUAACUCUUCUUUAGUGCUGCGGCCUCCUGGCCCAAUGUUGAGUCACUUGGAGUUCAUCACCGACAGUGAUAUCUCACUUCCCGAGCACACAGAUGACUGCGGUGCUGAUCGUGACGCCACCAAAGUGGAGGGAGGAGCUGAUGGCAACAAGACCAGGGAGAUGACUCCCAUGUCUUUAGCACAGGAUCUGCAGCACGGCGAUGAGACUAAUUUAAAACUGGAGGACGGAAAUUAUACUAUGGAAUCUGUCGCUGAACUUGACAACUCUGCAUCUAGCAAUAGGAAUAUUCCAUUUCCACUACCUCAACCAAAAGGUUGGUGUGAUGAUGGAACUCCUCAAUCUUACACUGAGUCAGGCCCUACUUUCCUCAAACCCAGUAUUUUUGAAGCCUCCAUUAAGGAGGAUCUCAUCAGCAUCAGCUGCCUAAGCAGUUCUGACCUGUCUACCAAAGAGGCUUAUGAUGACGUUAAACAAAAAGAUAUGAAUAAGAAACCGGGCGAUCAGACCUCUGUGGUGUUUGCGGAGAAAAAUGAAAAAGUUGAAGAGGUGACAAUGGAUAAUCUAAAGGAAGCAGCAGACCUCGACAAACUGCAGACAGGAAAGACCGUCAAAACACCACAACAGUGUACUGGGCCAGAUGAAGAGGCUGUAGAGGAAGUCCUGCAGCUACCACAUGAACAUAACCUUCAGAAGACUGAAUCAACAGUAAUGGGUAUUAAGGAUGGAGAAACUAAGAUUGACUUUGCAUCUAAAAGCCUGACUGAGACUUCUUCCUCAUCUGCCUUGAAACGUUCAGCGUCUCCUAGAGAGGGGCUAAGCUCUAAGGUAGAGUCUGGUAUCGAACCUCACACUGUUUUUCCCCUGAGUUUGUGCCAAACACCGACAGCAGCAGCGGAGCGCUGCUCCGACAGGGCCCCGGCACCAGAUGCGAGUGCAGCUCUUGGCCAAUCACGGUCCACGCCAGAGCCAAACUGUUUUGCUCAGCAACAGGAGCAACCGCAGUGGCCUCUGGGAACAAGACAUCCCACGGAGGAAUUAUCAGGUGACCGUCAAGAGCAGGGAGAAAAGACUAACAGUCAGCCAAUCCAAGCACUGGUUUUAGGGGGGUCAGGGGUGGUCGAGGGAGCAGACAGCUCAAUUUGGAGUGUGUGUCAGUCAGGAAACGAGGGUGAGUUGAUCCGUGAUGGCAGCAGUGGUGACGAUCGAGGCAAAUCUACAGCAGCUCUUGAUGGGGUUUAUGUGCCGUCUCACCUCGCCAGUGAUGUUGACGAGAGUGGAAGGGCGGCUGAGAGAAACGUCUCUGCUGACAUAGUGAGAGGAACGGACUCCUCUCAUGCACGUGAGAUAAAACACGGGAUGAGCGAGAAUAAAUGCCCUGCGUUAGCGGUGGCUGGGUCAGAUACAGACACUGGGUUUGCGAGUGUGCCGGUUUGUAAAAGUCAGCAAAAUGGCAAUCCAUCACCUGACUGUCAAGACCAACAUGGAAAACAAGAGACCUCCAAGAACACUGCGGUAUCUGUUGAGUCAGCAUCACAGGAACCUGAGGCAUCACUUGUCCAAACAAUUGUUUCAUCAAAGUUCAGCACAGACAGUGAAGGCAUUCAUCCAGUGGUUUCACCUUGUGAGAACCAGGCAGGAGAAAUCCACACAAGCAUGUCCAGUACUCUGGUUGUGCAAGCAGGAUCCGGGGAAAAGGAUUUCAGGGCUGAAAAUGCGAAAAGCAACAGUGGUGUAACCGGGGAGUGUGAAAUUCAGGAUACAGUAUUCGAGCCUCCUGAACUACAAAAUGCUAACAAAACAACGGCCACACGAAGCAGCCCAGCAGUACAAACACCCAUAAAAGGCCCCGAUGUGGAGGAGAUCACAAAGGAAGAUAGAGCAGCUUUUGGCGAAGAGAAAGCUAGCAGCCAGGGACGAAUUGAGAUAAAAGCAGUGAACAAUGAGGCAACGACAAGGCAGGAGGUCACAAAUCAAACUGGGAGUGCUAAAGACAGAAGCUCAUUUGGUGUUUCUGAGGCAUCAGGAAAUGACGCCCCCCCGUACGAAGGAAUGUCCGAUGGAAAAGAACAAGUGUUUGUGAACACAGAGGCUGCCGAUGUGUCGCAGGGUCAAACGGCCGGGAAGCCAGAAACAAACUGGAUUCAAGCAUUAAAGGAGGCUGCGAAGCUUUCGCAGAGUAAACAUGAGACAUCAAGACCUCUUCCAUCUCUGGAGUCCCCUCAACUAGAGUUUCUUACUCCGACUGAAGAACUAGCAGCCCCUUGGAGACAAGCGGAGAUCCAUCCACCAGAACGAGCAGCGGAGAAUACAACCGAGACAACAGCUUUGAAUAUUUUGAAAAAGCCAGUGGAUCUUCCCAAACCUUUAACGAAGACAGCAGAGCUCCUAGAACCGACUCAGAACACAAACGUGGUGUUCCUAGAAGAAGAGGAGAAAGUAGAGCUCCUGAAAGCAGCACAGCAGACAGUAGAGCUCCUAGAAGAGGAGGAGAAAGUAGAGCUCCUGAAAGCAGCACAGCAGACAGUAGAGCUCCCAGCAGAGGAGGAGAAAGUAGAGCUCCUGAAAGCAGCACAGCAGACAGUAGAUCUCCCAGCAGAGGAGGAGAAAGUAGAGCUCCUGAAAGCAGCACAGCAGACAGUAGAUCUCCUGGAAGAGGAGGAGAAAGUAGAGCUCCUAGAAGAGGAGGAGAAAGUGGAGCUCCUGAAAGCAGCACAGCAGACAGUAGAGCUCCCAGCAGAGGAGGAGAAAGUAGAGCUCCUAGAAGAGGAGGAGAAAGUAGAGCUCCUGAAAGCAGCACAGCAGACAGUAGAUCUCCUGGAAGAGGAGGAGAAAGUAGAGCUCCUGAAAGCAGCAGAGCAGACAGUAGAUCUCCUAGAAGAGGAGGAGAAAGUAGAGCUCCUGAAAGCAGCAGAGCAGACAGUAGAUCUCCUAGAAGAGGAGGAGAAAGUAGAGCUCCUGAAAGCAGCAGAGCAGACAGUAGAUCUCCUAGAAGAGGAGGAGAAAGUAGAGCUCCUGAAAGCAGCAGAGCAGACAGUAGAGCUCCGAGAAGAGGUGAAAGUAGAGCUACCGAAAGCAGCAGAGCCUCCAGAAGAGCUCCCAGAACCAAGAAGGGAGCCACAAACUUCCUCAGAAAAACUGCCAACUGAGCUCCUUAAAUCAACAAAAAGCCCAAAAGAGCUCCCAGACCCAACACAUAAUGAAAUAGAGAACCCAGAACCAACCAAGGCGUCAACAAAGCCACCUGAACCAGAGAAGCGGCUGAACAGGGAGCAGCCGGAGGAGCCAAGAGAAACACCUGUAGAGAUCCAACCUGAGGAGCCAUUUAACUUUCCAGCAGUCCAGGACCCUGCUGAGGAGCGACAGGACAGCGGGUCCUCCCUCGCUGAGCAGGCAGGGAGAGGCGACAGAGUCCCAGCCUCUCCUCCACCCCCUUCCCCCGAAUACCACCUCUUACCCGCCAUCCCUGCUCACACUCACGAAGCACCACCAACCCCACCUGCAUCUCCCUGCUUUCCUCCUGCUCCUCUACCAGACCCCGCCUCCCCAGCGUUAAAUCCUGCUUCCCAGUGUGAGGACCACUGCCCCGCCACAGCACCCUGCCAGGCUCCUUUGAGGAGUUCAGACUCUGACGGAGCGUUUGAGACCCCUGAAGCCACAACCCCAGUGAAGGCUGUUUCUCCCAUAGAUCCCCCCACCCAGCAACUAACGUCCGAUGACAAAGUAGCAGACUCUGAAUUGACCUCAGCGGAUGCCACAUGUGGUACCCCUACCAUUGUUUUUGACGAGAACAAGCCCAUUGCAGCCAGUGGCCAAUACAACAUCGAGUUUCCAGCCGAUUCAACAAGUCACACUUUGACCCGCUCACUCAGCCUCCAGGGAGGAGAACUGGACAGUGGCGGUCUGUUGGACGGAUCCUCUGUGGGAGGCUUCCGUCCACAUUCUGAAUCCUUCAGCGUCGGCACUGAGAGUGCUCCGGGGACGCUCCGCAGGCCCAAAAAAGUCCACCCUGGGUCUGUGAGGAAGAAGCCUCUUCCGAGACAGAACUCCAACCCAGAGAGCCCCAGGCCGGCCUCCUCCAGCAGCACCCCGGAGAUCAAGAAGCGCGCCAAGCCGCGGGCCGCCAGCCCUCUGCAGCCUCCGGAGGAAGCAGAGGGGGGAUCUGCUACCCCCAGCCCCGGGGGAACCCUCCGCAGGACCAGGAAGAGCCGAGUGGAGACUCCUCCUCCCCUGCCGGAGGAGGUCAACCACACCAGCCAAGAGGAGCGCCCGGUCGUCCCUGCCUUACCCUUGUGCCAGGAGGACACCCCUCUCACGUGUAGUCUGACAGGCAACGGCGAGUCCCCCAUCCCGCCUAAUACCUCCUACAAAUGGGAUCCAGAUAAUUUUGAGGACAUCGAUCCUUUCAAUACUGGGGGUAGUAAAGUUGCCAAUUCCCCCAUUCUUGGUCGCAAAGGCCCUGUGUGUGCCCCCAUUGCUACGCCUCUCGAGAGUCCCCCUGUAUCUUCUGUAGAGCCGGGUCCCCCAGCUCCUCUUCAAGAGCCAAUCACAAACCCAGAAGAGCAACCCAUCGUCCCCACGCGUCAGUCGGUAAGGCUGGAGUUUGACUACUCUGAGGAGGGCAGUGAGGCGUCACACCAGGCCUCUCUCCCACCCAAGAAAGUGGGCAAGAAGCCCGGAGGGAAGAUGCCUCUGAGGAAACCAAAGCUAGGGCUGAAGAAGGCCCUCAAAGCGCAGACAGAGCAGCUGGACAACAAUCCUCCAGCAAGCCACAACGGCAACGAGGAGGACAUCCCUGUGCCUGAAGUGUCUUACAAGUUGGAACCCGACAAGUGGGAUGAUCCCAACUUCAAUCCAUUUACUUCUAAGAAAGGAAUCACCAACUCCCCCAAACAGUCUCGGCCGACAUAUUCCUUUGACUCCAAUGACUUUGACGACUCAGAAGACCCUUUCAAAUCCUCAAAUAAGAUGUCCACCUCACCUCCAAAGGCUUCUGCCUCCUUCGAACUGUCAUCCAAUGACUGCGACAAUGAAAAUGAUAACGACAACAUUGGAGAACUGCAGGACCAAAACCAGAACAAACCUGGCAAGAAAAAGAAAACUCCAAUCAAAUCGAAGUCCGGGAGUAUGUCUUCUCUAUGUUGUCUGUUUAAUACUUUCAGAGUGAAAAGGUCGCCAAAGAAAUCCCCGUUGUCCGACCCAUCCCAGGAUCCCACGCCCACAGAUGAAACUCCCUCUCUGCGCCCAAAGGACGACCACGCCACGGACGAGGAGAAGCUGGCCUCCUCCACCGGUCACAAGUGGGCCGCCCUGCACGGCGUGGAAGCGGAUUUGAACUCUGACCAGCAAGACUUCCCUCUGCCGUCCGACCUCACUUCCUUUGUUAAUGAGAACAGUCUUCCUCACCAGACUCCAGUGCAAGACUAUGAAAUUGAGUACAUGGAGAAGCUUGGCUCUGCUUCGCCUCCACUGUCCAUAAAGAAGCCGUCUUUGUACUUGAAGUUGGACUCAGUAUCUGACAGCUUAACCAAGAAUACGUGUGCGCAUGGAUCUGAGCCCAGUUCCCCCUGCACAGGGAGUUUUGAGGAGAUGGAGGCCCAGAUAACAGCGGCUAUGAAGACACCAGUGCUGGGCACCCGGUCCGGACCCGAGGGCUCGGCCGGGGACAAAGGCAGGAAGAGAGAGGGCGAGUCACUCAGCCGGACACAGAGCACGGAGAGGGAUGAGCAGUCCCCUUACCAGUGCCCUGUGGAGGCCCCUGCUCCAGUCCUGGCCAUGCCUCGGUUAGACAAGCUAUCUGAGUGUGACGACUUCCUGCAGUACCUGGAGCCUGACCUGGCUGAGACCAACCCCACCGCAUUCGCCGAAAAACUGCAGGAGGAGCUGGUGCUUGCCGCCCUGAGGAUAGAGGCUCUGCAGGUAGCCAAAAACAUCUCUCAGUGCCCCUCCCUCUCCACUGUAAGCCCCCAGCAGCACAGAGAUGUGUCUUCUCCAGUGGAGAGUGGUGUGUCCAAGAACUCCCUUUACACCAGGACCACCACCAGCUACAUUGAAGGGGAGAGCACCCACCUGCCCAGAGAACUGGACCACUCGCUGGGAAUCGCACGAGAUGAGAUCGUGACAAAGGAGAAAGAAGUGCUGGAGUGGCAGAAGAAGUAUGAAGACAGCCGACAGGAGGUGGUGGAGAUGAGGAGGAUUGUUGCUGAAUAUGAGAAGACGAUUGCACAGAUGAUAGAGGAUGACCAGAAAGAGAAGUCUCUCUCCCACCACACUAUCCAGCAACUCAUCAUGGAGAAGGACCAGGCCUUGGCCGACCUCAACUCUGUGGAAAAGUCUCUGGCCGACCUCUUCCGACGUUACGAGAAGAUGAAAGAUGUACUGGAGGGUUUCCGCAAGAACGAAGAGGUCCUGAAGAAAUGUGCUCAGGAGUAUCUGUGCAGGGUCCGCAAGGAGGAACAGCGCUAUCAAGCCCUGAAGAUUCACGCAGAGGAGAAACUAGAAAAGGCCAAUGCAGACAUAGCUCAUGUACGGGUCAAGUCCAAGCAGGAGCAGGCCUGCCACCAGGCCAGCCUGAGGAAGGAGCAGAUGAAGGUGGAAUCUCUGGAGCGCACUUUGGAGCAAAAGAACAAAGAGAUCGAGGAGUUGACAAAGAUCUGUGACGAGCUGAUCGCCAAGAUGGGGAGGAGUUAGCGACCACGGCCAGGCCAAAUCGCACAGAGGAGAGGAGACAAACAAAUAUUUUACGUCCAAGGACUGAUGGACAUUUUAGGCCAAAAUGGUCUCUUGGUUAAAUGUCCAACUGACUUUGUUUAUACAGAAUACACAGGAAUGAAUUCACACUAAUCAAUCUGUACAUUUGAAAUAUGUUGGUGUAUCGUACUGUGUCAGGGGUCUGAUUCAAAGUUUAAGAAAAUGUAUCAUAUCACUAAUGAGUGUGUACGUGCGUGUGUGAUAAUAGGAAAGCGAGAUGUUUUUGGGUGAAAUUAUCCAUAAUGAUGUUGCCAUGACAGCCGCUAAGGAAGAAGACUGUUUACCCGUUCCUGUUGUUGUCUCUUGGUACAGAAAAGAUAAUACUUUGAAAAAGAGUAACAGAGAUUUAGAUGACUUUAUAAAAAUGUGCAUACACCACUAAGAGAACACAAACUAUCACAAUAGUCUACUGCAUGAGGAAGAGAAAGGAUAACUUGUAAUGUUAUACGUUUGUAUAUACUGUAGGAAAAUUCCUAAUAUGAGACUUUGGUUAUUCUGUCAUCCUCGGCACGUUUCCCUGAUGUAAUCUUGUAGAUAUUUGUCAUACUUGUCAUAGCUUUCUCAAUUCAAUUGUGCAAAUAUUUUGGGGGAUGAUUUUAUUUUGAUAUAAAGCAAACUAAUUGUGACCUUAUUCAUAGUGAUACAUGUGUGAUGGAUAUGUCCUAGUUCUGCUGUGGUUGUUGUGUCACACUGAGGGAAAACCCUUCUGCACAGCUGCUGUACAGCCUCCGCUUACAAAGUGCAAUAAAAGAUGGCAAUACAGCA
Messenger RNA from Pungitius pungitius (ninespine stickleback), 11757 nucleotides. RefSeq names its product transforming, acidic coiled-coil containing protein 2 (gene tacc2). Gene Ontology annotation, biological process: cell population proliferation; cerebral cortex development; mitotic spindle organization. Gene Ontology annotation, cellular component: cytoplasm. The transcript is spliced from 25 exons. Lineage: Eukaryota; Metazoa; Chordata; Actinopteri; Perciformes; Gasterosteidae. The record is from RefSeq and is a predicted model, not a curated record. The coding region runs from base 196 to 10932 and encodes 3578 amino acids.